UACUGAAUAGUCGUUCAUUUAGAUGAGUUAAAAACAUGUCGUUUAAAGUCGCGAAAGCGGAAUGUUUGGACUUUAGUCCAACAUUUGAUUCUCAUUGUAUUCGCGAUAAACCCGGCAAGGAAAACAACUCUUCAAUUCCUGUGCUGAGUUUGCUUCAGUUCUCCAAGUGUCCUUUCGUGUCGUUUGGGACGAUCAAGUUGGGAUUAUCAAAAUCUUUGCCUUUACGAAUCGAAAAUCCCACCGAGGAUGCAACAACGACAGUCAUUGUGGAUAAAAUUGCAGCAUCCAAAGGCUUUUCGGUUGAUCAGACGUCUUUUACAAUGCAGCCUGAAGGCAGCAUUAUUUUAACUGUCACUUGGACACCAGUGGAAGAAGGCGGGGUUCGAGAACUCCUCAGUUUUGUUGCAAAUGGAAUUGUCAAACACCAGGCGAUUUUGCUUGGGAAAGCACAGGCGACAAAGAAGAAAAAGAAAACCUUAUGGGAUUCAAUUAAAUCCAAGAAGAGUGUCCCGGCACCCUCAAAAGAGAAGAAAGUGUCUUCAAUGCCGAUAAAGGCUGCAAAUAAGACAUUUCAUGUCUCACGCCAGUCGCAGUGCAGAAAAGAUAGAACAUCCAACCCGUUGUUGCCAUUAAACCAGGAACGGUCUGCCUAUGGGUCCAAUGCUAUUAGGACAAAUGCACCAUCCUCCACUCCUGAGAUGUCAAAGCCUGUUUUUGUGACGGAAAAGUUUGAUGAUGUGCAUUUGCAAAAGAACUCACCAGUGGUCGUCUUAGUACCAGCAGAGAGAUUUUUGGAUGCACCUGGUAACAAGGAUAUGACUUUUUCUCGUAAAGCAGAGUGCGAAGAAAUCACAAGGGUUUUGAAUAAAACACUCUCUCCUGCCAGCACCCCAGAGAGGUUUGGAAAUCCUUUGUGCUUUCAGAGUCCACUUCCCAUGAUUGGACAAUUUGCACAAGAUCAAAGUCGAGAGCCAGAGAAACCGCCUUUGUCUGUAAAAGGCGCUCUGGAUGUUAUAGGAUCAGAUCUGUCGCAUGCAGUGAGUCUGCCUAAUGCUUGCUCAAGCUUUGAUUUUUCUGUUUCUCUUGUGUCUGAAAAACCUGAUCCAGAAAUAUCAUUUAAAGUGACCGCAGUCAUUUCACCACCAGUUGAAGUCGCUCACCCAAGGUUGACUUUCUGUGUGAAACCCAACAAAGUCAUAGGCGUUGAAUCAAAUCAUGAUGCGUUUAGGCUCAAGGCAUUACCUUUUAGCACAGCCACAGUGACCAAGUUGAGUAAAGUGGAUGACACCCUUGUUCCUGAUGGUCCCAAGAAGUUUCCUGUGAAUUCUACCACAGUGACCAAAGGCAAACCAGAAGCCUCUGUUGAGAGUCCAGGCUUGCGUAGAAAGAAAACGUCCAGACGCAGGCUCUUGGAGAAGACCUUGGAACUCUCAGAAGCUAGUAAUGCAGAAUCCAACGCAAGUUCUCCUGACAGUGCUUUACCUGUCAUC
Sinocyclocheilus grahami is the source of this 1490-nucleotide messenger RNA. RefSeq lists its product as uncharacterized. The annotation marks the transcript as partial. NCBI's taxonomy places the organism in Eukaryota, Metazoa, Chordata, Actinopteri, Cypriniformes, Cyprinidae. Gene Ontology annotation, biological process: establishment of meiotic spindle localization; mitotic cell cycle; spindle organization. Gene Ontology annotation, cellular component: spindle pole. The record is from RefSeq and is a predicted model, not a curated record. Gene Ontology annotation, molecular function: calmodulin binding. The transcript is spliced from 3 exons.